Molecule: messenger RNA, 2389 nt
Organism: Epinephelus moara (kelp grouper)
Lineage: Eukaryota; Metazoa; Chordata; Actinopteri; Perciformes; Serranidae
Product: metabotropic glutamate receptor 4-like
Exons: 7
Coding region: 1-1794 (597 amino acids)
Biological process (GO): regulation of synaptic transmission, glutamatergic; G protein-coupled glutamate receptor signaling pathway
Cellular component (GO): membrane
Molecular function (GO): adenylate cyclase inhibiting G protein-coupled glutamate receptor activity
Source: RefSeq, a predicted model, not a curated record
AUGCAAAUUUCAGACAACUUACAGGACCUUACUGACACACAGCAGCGUCUGGCGGUCUGUUCGAGCGUCUUCUUUCUUUCAGGAUUCGAUCGCUACUUCAUCAGCCGAACGCUCGAGAACAACAGGAGGAAUAUUUGGUUUGCAGAGUUCUGGGAGAAUAACUUCCAAUGCAAGCUCAGUCGACACGCUGUGAAGAAAGGAUCUGGCAUCAAAAAAUGCACAAACCACGAGCGAAUCGGGAAAGACUCAUCCUACGAACAAGAGGGGAAGGUCCAGUUUGUGAUUGACGCAGUUUACGCCAUGGCUCAUGCUCUACAUAACAUGCACAAAGAUCUCUGCCCUGGGAAAGUUGGCCUCUGCUCCAAGAUGGAAACCAUAAAUGGCACACUGCUGCUCAAGUACAUCCGCAAUGUCAACUUCACAGGGAUUGCUGGCACCCCGGUGGUCUUCAACGUGAACGGAGAUGCUCCAGGUCGCUACGAAAUCUACCAGUACCAGAUCACAAAUACCACAACAGAAUACAAGAUCAUUGGCCACUGGACGGAUCAACUCCACUUAGAUACCACUGAAAUGCAGUGGCCUGGUGCAACACAAGAAGUCCCGUCCUCUAUAUGCAGCCAACCCUGCCGCCCUGGUCAGCGAAAGAAGACAGUGAAGGGAAUUCCAUGCUGUUGGCACUGCGAGAAUUGUGAUGGUUACCAGUAUCAGGCAGACACUUACACCUGCAAGAUGUGUCGCUUUGAUCUGCGGCCUAAUGCGAACCACACUGGCUGUGAUCCCAUUCCCAUUGUCAAGCUGGAGUGGAGCUCUCCGUGGGCGGUCAUCCCCGUCCUUAUCGCUGUCCUGGGUAUCAUGGCCACUCUGUUUGUGGUGGUCACCUUUAUACGCUACAAUGACACACCCAUUGUUAAGGCGUCAGGUCGAGAGCUGAGCUAUGUGCUGCUGACUGGCAUCUUUCUCUGCUAUGCUACAACAUUCCUCAUGAUCUCCACCCCCGAUGUGGUAAUAUGCUCCCUGCGAAGGAUUUUCCUGGGCCUGGGUAUGAGUAUAAGCUAUGCAGCGCUGCUGACCAAGACAAAUCGGAUCUACAGGAUUUUUGAGCAGGGCAAGAUGUCGGUCAGUGCCCCUCGAUUCAUCUCCCCAGCCUCCCAGUUAGUCAUCACGUUCAGCCUGAUAUCACUGCAGCUCCUCGGAGUGUGCAUCUGGUUUGGUGUUGACCCAUCGCAAGCCAUCAUCGACUACGAGGAUCAGCGUACGGCUAAUCCCAAAUUGGCCCGAGGUGUUCUGAAAUGUGAUAUAUCAGACCUCUCCCUCAUCUGUCUGCUGGGUUAUAGCAUGCUGCUGAUGGUCACCUGCACAGUUUACGCCAUCAAGACCAGAGGUGUCCCCGAGACAUUCAACGAGGCCAAGCCCAUCGGCUUCACCAUGUACACCACCUGCAUUGUAUGGCUUGCCUUCAUCCCCAUCUUCUUUGGGACCUCACAAUCAGCAGAAAAGAUGUAUAUCCAGACCACAACCCUGACCAUCUCUGUAAGCCUGAGUGCGUCAGUCUCUCUGGGAAUGCUCUACAUGCCUAAGGUCUACGUGGUUCUCUUCCAUCCAGAGCAGAACGUACCCAAGCGCAAGCGCAGCCUGAAAGCUGUGGUCACUGCAGCCACCAUGUCCAACAAGUUCAACCCUAAAGGAGGCCUGAGGCCCAACGGAGAGGCCAAGUCUGAACUCUGUGAAAGUCUUGAAACACAAGUGUUGGCUUCCAAGCAGACAUACAUAAGCUACAGUAACCAUGCCAUCUAAGCCAGAGACGAACAGUGGAAGCGGAGCCAGCGCCUGCCUGAGGAGAAAUCACCUGAUUCUGGGGAAUACUGGGGGAAAUACUGGAGGACUUCUAAGCUGCUACAGCAGAGAGGACUGGGGUGGAAAGAUGGGAAUUUGUCACUCCAUGAAAAGAAAGGAUGUCAUAUUUUUCUAGAGAAUCAGGUAAAGGCUCAAACGCCAAAUUUAUGAGAAAUUUGAAGAGAGGGAGGGAGAUGGGAGAUGUAAGGGAGAUUGGACAGUUAAUUUUCCUCUUCCCACCCUUUCUGAGACGCGAGUGAGCAUUGAGCAGUGACGUUUCCAGAUGCAGGCUGAGCGAACCACCUGGAGUCUACAGUAUGUUUUCCUUCUGAAGUGUAAAGCACACAAUUUCAGAUCUCUCUGAGGCUGAACCGUUUGUCUCAUUUCAACAAAAAAAAAAAAAAAAAAACAGGGGGAAAAGUGUUCUGUUUGCGCUCAAGUCAAAUGCAGUCGACAAGAUGAAGCAGUAUAAAAAUAUAGUCAUUAUUUUUUUGGUUACUGGUAUUAUUGGGGUUGAAAGCUGCAGUACUCUUCAAACUGUACAUGCCUUACUACA